Molecule: messenger RNA, 3486 nt
Organism: Sorghum bicolor (sorghum)
Lineage: Eukaryota; Viridiplantae; Streptophyta; Magnoliopsida; Poales; Poaceae
Exons: 2
Coding region: 1-3486 (1161 amino acids)
Biological process (GO): proteolysis
Molecular function (GO): aspartic-type endopeptidase activity
Source: RefSeq, a predicted model, not a curated record
AUGGAUCCGAACACCAAGCUCCUUCUGGACGAGAUCCAGAAGACGAAGGAAGAGCUCAACCGCCGAUUCGACGACCAGGACACGAAGUGGGAGCGCCGCUUCGCGGAUUGGGAGUCUGGCCGCUCCACCCGCGACGCCACCAUCGACCAACGCCUUGCCGCCAUCGAGCGCGUUCCACCGGCGUCCAUCGAUCCCGACGUCGAGCUCCGCGUCGCCGCCCUCGAGUCGCUCCGCCUCGACCAGAUCCGCGCCGAGCAAGACGUGCGCGUCCAGGCGCUCAAGUCUGCGGUCUCGGGGACCGAAACCCUGGUGGAGGACCUCAAGAUCCAAAUCGCCAAGCUGUCUUCGACGACCGACCCUGGGGUGUUCGACACAAUGUCUCCCCGCCUCGGCGUCGCGGCUUCUCCUUCGUCGGCGUCCGCGCAUGUGUCUGCCGGGCUCAACGUCGACGUUCCCAAGGGGCACGGCUCUACAUCGAUUACACGGGAUAGUGGCCAUGGGUCAGUCACGACCCUGCGUCAUAUCCCGGCCAAUGGUAAGCCUCCAGACCCUGCUUCCUCCAACUCUCAGUUUGUGUUUCCUCUGCCACCACCGUUGCCCACUCAUCCACCUCCUUCCUCCUCUUGGCCGUCGCCGUUCCGCCCUCAAAUGUUUCCCUACCAUCGCCCUCCACCAAACCCCCCACCAUCGCACCCUUACAUACCUCAUCCUGCUUUUACUUCCCCUCCGCCGCUUAUUUCAUCCCAACCCAGUUCACCCCAUUCCUACACUCCUAACACCGGUCGCCUUCCCAAGCUCCACUUCACUCGUUUUGAUGGUGACAAUCCUCGUUUGUGGCGUUCCCGUGCUGAGAAGUACUUCGCCAUGUACGCUGUGCCCGAAUCCAUGUGGAUUUCCGUGGCUAAAAUGCAUCUCGAUGGUCUUGCCGCACUUUGGUUUCAAUCCAUUGAGUCGCAGAUUCCACACUGUUCCUGGCUGGACUUCUGUCGUAUGAUGCAUGAUCGCUUUGAUUGCGACCAGAAGGAACUCCUCAUUCGCCAACUCUUCCAUAUUCGUCAAACAUCCUCUGUCGCUGAUUAUGUCAAGCAGUUCUCGGAAUUGAUUGAUCAGCUCUCUGCCUAUUCUAGUAACACAGACCCCAUGUAUUUCACCAUGUGUUUCAUCGAUGGCUUGCGUCCUGAGAUCAAGUCUGUUGUUCUGGUUAUGCGACCCCAAACUCUCGAUGCUGCUAGCUCUAUUGCAUUGUUGCAGGAAGAGGCGACUGGGACUUCUGGUGCCGCUCAGGCCAGGCGUGGUGAUUGGUCUGCUCAACUUCGAUUACCGGCACCGCCCGCGGUGUCACGGUCGGCUCUGCCCCUGCCCCCGCCUCCGCCGCGGCCGUCGGCCCCACCGCUCGUGACACCGGCGCCGUCGCCACCGGCGACGGGUACACCACCUGCGGAUGCCAAGCUGUCCGCCCUCAAGACCUAUCGGCGCGCACUGGGACUGUGCUACAAGUGCGGUGCCAAAUGGAGCAAGGACCAUCGAUGCUCUCCGGAGGUCCUACAGGCCGUUGACGCCUUGUGGGAGUCCUUCUCUUCUGAUGAUUCAUUGGCGGACUCUUGCCCAGGCUCUUCAUCCCCCGAGCAGAUAUUGCUGGCGCUGUCCAAGUCUGCAAUCUCGGGCGUGCCGGCAGCUCGCACCAUCAGGCUGACAGGCAAGUUACAAGAUAUCCCUAUCACCAUUCUUAUUGAUUCGGGCAGUUCCUCUUCAUUUGUGAAUGAGUCCAUAGUACACCUGCUGGUCAAUGCGCCGAUCCAAGGGGUGUCAUGUUCAGAUUGCUGGUGGCGGCAUCCUUCUCAUAUUGAUGUGGUUAUUGGAAUGGAUUGGUUGGAGGCCUUCAGCCCAAUGCAAGUGGAUUGGAAGCAUAAGUGGUUGGCAGUUCCGUAUGAGGGUUCUGUCCGAGUCCUCCAGGGACAUGACCUAGUUGCUCCUCAGUACAUGCUGCUUCAACUCGAGCAGAUAGCUGCUCUGCCCAGUCCUUCAACUCAGUGUUCCUCCGUUCCUCCGGCCAUCACAUCUCUGUUGUCUAAGUUUGAGGACUUGUUUCAGGAACCAGUAUCUCUGUCGCCUUCUCGCGCCUGUGAUCAUGAGAUUCCGUUGAUUCCAGGCGCUCAACCUGUGUUUCUCAGGCAGUACCGCUAUUCGCCCAAGUUAAAAGAUGAGAUCGAGCGCCAAGUGCAGGAUAUGUUGACUCAUGGUAUUAUUCAGCGCAGUGCCAGUGCGUUUUCCUCUCCAGUCCUCCUGGUGAAGAAGAAGGAUGGAACAUACCGUUUCUAUGUGGACUUCAGGCACCUCAAUGCCAUUACACAAAAGUCCAAGUUUCCUGUGCCCGUCUUUGAUCAACUUAUGGAUGAACUCCACGGUGCUCGUUGGUUUUCCACAUUGGAUUUGUGGGCUGGUUUCCACCAGAUUGUGCUUAAGGCUGGUGAAGAGCACAAGACAACAUUUCAGACUCAUUUUGGCCAGUAUGAAUUUCGUGUCAUGGCGUUUGGACUGACUAGUGCGCCUGGCACAUUUCAGGGCGCCAUGAAUGUCACCCUUGCUCCCGGGCUGCGACAGUUUGUGAUCGUUUUCUUUGAUGAUAUCUUGGUGUACAGCCAGUCGUUUGAGGAACAUGUUCAGCAUCUUCGGCUGGUAUUCCAGUGGCUACGUGCCGAUCAGUGGAAGCUCAAAUUGUCCAAAUGCAGUUUUGCUCAAGAGUCCAUUUCUUACCUGAGGCAUGUUAUUUUAGCAGAAGGCUUGGCCACAGACCCGUCCAAGAUUCAGGCCGUUGUUGAUUGGCCGACCCCAACUUCAGUUAAAGAACUACGAGGGUUUCUGGGGCUUGCAGGCUAUUAUCGCAAGUUUGUCCGCAACUUUGGUAUUGUUGCCAAGACACUCACUGGGCUCCUCAAGAAGGAUCAGUUGUUCGUCUGGACUCCGACCCAUGACAAGGCCUUCCAGUUGUUGAAAGAGGCGCUUUGCUCAGCCCCGGUGUUAGCCCUGCCUGACUUUGCUAAACCUUUUCAUAUCAACACUGAUGCGUCGGGCGCGGGAAUUGGCGCGGUGUUGCAUCAGGAUGGUCAUCCACUUGCGUUUCUCAGCAAGCCGCUCUGCCCUCACAAUCAAGGACUCACAGUCUAUGAGAAGGGGUAUCUGGCUCUGCUUAUGGCUGUGGAUCAGUGGCGUCACUACCUACUUCAUGCUGAGUUUGUGCUCCACACCGAUCAUCAGUGCCUGACUCACUUGAAUGAGCAACGCCUCCACACAGCCUGGCAACAAAAGGUCUUUGCUCGUUUACAAGGGCUACAAUACAGGAUAGAAUAUCGCAAAGGCACUAAGAAUGGUGCCGCUGAUGCUCUGUCACGCCGCUCUCAUCCGGAGCACUUGAGUGCUAUCUCCUCUGUCCAACACCAGUGGCUCGCAUCAGUCACCCAGUCGUAUGCUUCUGAUCCUAAGGCUUAG